Molecule: messenger RNA, 1472 nt
Organism: Clupea harengus (Atlantic herring)
Lineage: Eukaryota; Metazoa; Chordata; Actinopteri; Clupeiformes; Clupeidae
Source: RefSeq, a predicted model, not a curated record
AGGUCAAAAAAUACUACAGAGUGGCUGUAGUGAGUCUGGGGCUUCUGUGUGCUCUCCUACUGGCUGUCAUUAUAUGGAUGGGCACCAAACACACUGCAGAGAGAGACCUGCAGGAAAUGAAUAUGGACCAACUGCAAUUAACUAACAACAACCUGACCCAAGAAAGAGACCACUUCCAGGCAAGAAACACCAACCUAACUACAGAGAAAAAUUAUUUGAUGGCGAAAAACACAAUUUUAACUGCAGAGAAAGAGAUGCUUCAAAAGGCCUCUGGUUGGAGGUGUUCCGAUUCCAGUUGCUAUUAUAUUUCAACCAACCUGAAAACCUGGAGCGACAGCAGACAGCACUGCAUGGAUCUAGGGGGGCAUCUGGUGAUCAUUGACAGUGAGGAGGAACAGAAAUUCGUCUCAGGAUUUAAGAAGAGAGUUUGGAUUGGUGCUAUGAAGACAGAGGGAACCUGGACAUGGGUAGAUGGCAAAGUCCUGGGUAAUGCAGGAUACUGGGCUAAGGGAGAACCAAAUGACAGUGGUGGAAAAGAAAACUGUGUGGAGAUCAAAUUCAGGGGUGACCCUCUGAAUACUUGGAAUGACGGCACUUGCAGUUUGACAAAUAUAUAUUUUUGUGAGAAAGCGAUGUGAUUUUAACUAAAAACAUCUGUCUUUUUUUUUUGUCUUCCCAUAGGACAAUUUUAGUUUUCAAAGCUAGAUGAGAUCUCAUUGUUGUUUCAAUUGUGUAUCAAUUUAAUCACAAGAAUUCCUUAGGAGAAACAGUUUGAGACAGAAAUGAGAUGAGCUACUUCAUUGUAAAAAUCCACCAUAAUUGACAAAAAGGUCCUCUAGCUACCCCUCUCCAAAACAGCCUCUCUUCUUGUCAUAGGCUGGUUAAAAGCACUUUAUUGUGAGACUCUGUGCCUCAUCCAGAAGGUUAUAUUGAGAUAUUAAAUAUUAAUAUAAAUAUUUAGUAAAAAUGGAGCAUGAUUUGUGACCCUGUUUAGAUCUCUCCUCUAACACCAAAGGAGAAAUUUGGUCCAUAUAGAAAUCUGAGGAGCCGGAGGUUUAAGCUUUAGUCUCCCUUUUCAUCUCAUUUUUGUGUAGGGUAAACUGAGAGAUCUCUUUUUAGAAAGUAGAUCUCUUAUUAAUGUUUUCUAAUUCAAGAUUUAUGUGAUGGACAUGUAUUGACCGGCUGAUAAACAAACUCCCUUGUGUCAAUGAUGCCAGACUCUACCCAUGAAUCUUUAACUGCUGGGUUCCAUGUUGAUGGAUGCCUUGUAUUAAUCAGGUGCUGUGAGCAGUUUUACAUAAAUGUUUUUUGAAAGUCCCUGUACUCACUAAGUUACUUGUUCAUUAGUAGUUUUUCUCAGAGUGUCCACCAGAUGGCAGAAAAUGUGCAUCUAAUGUAUAGAUGACUUUGACUUUAGACCUACAAUAGUGACAGCAAACUGUAAAACAAUAAAUGAAACCAAUUCAAAAAAA